AGGAACAUUUGGAAUAUGGCGUCACAAGUCGUUGUAGAAGUAAGUCGAUAGCCAUACCUUUUAAAUCGACUAUUUCUCCCUGCAUUUAAAUUAAUUUGUGAUUAACCGAUCCCUUGAUUUAAAGGAAAAGAUCUGAACGGAGUUUUGUACUUUUCCUGUAGAGUGAGGGUUCUAGAUCAACUGCGAUGGAAGGCGAAACUAGUGCAAGCAAGAGUUCUGUCUUAGAUGAAAACAAUGAAUUAGAGGCUGGUCCUUCAUCGUCGUCUUCCUCCACAUCAGCCGCUGAUAAACGAGCGGAAAGAAUGAAGAGAUUGAGAGAGCUUCAUCUAAGAAGGGUUAAGUCAUUGUUUCUGUUUGUUACAAAAUAUAGAAAAGCUGUGUAGGUUACAUAUGGAUCGGAUUUUUGCCUUAAUAUAAAUUGAGAUGAUUUUUUUGCCUGUUUUUGACAAUUAAUUAGACUUGUCUGGGGUCUAUAAGUUAUCAAAGUAUGUUGUUGAAUUUAACGAGGAACAGUGAUUUCGUGAAUUCAUCUCUGAAACUCGUCAUUUUAAAUGUUUACAGAAUGAAGCACGUAAGUUAAAUCAUCAAGAAGUGGCAGAAGAAGAUAGGAGAAAGAAGCUACCUAAAAACUGGGAAGCUGUGCAGCGAAGAGUAGAAUGGGAGAACAAAGAAGAAGAGGCUAAAAAGGUAUAUAGAUAUAUAUAUGCAAAUGUUUUUAAUUGUACAUCUCAUACUGAUAUUAAAAAACUUUUAUUGCUGGUUAUCGUUGAUAUUCUUUGAAGCAGGCAAUGACCAGAAAAUGAAGGUGUCGUAAUCCUACUAGCUAUUAAUAACUAUGCUGACUCAAGUAGUACCAUUGACUUUUUUCAGUCUGUGGUAAUUAAAUGUAGUCCUGGACAAGGCUUUUUGGAUGUCAUGUGUAAUAUUCUUGUUCUGAGCUUGUCUCACCUUGCCACAAAAUUGUUUAUCACUAGACUUUAGUAAGCCACAAUGCUGUCACUGCUUUGCAUAUCUUAGCCACUUGAUUCUACCAAUUCUCUUCCAAAAGAUAUAGAUAAUUUAUUGCCAAGACUUAGCAAUUUUGGUGUAUAACAUGAAAGGGAAAGUUUGAGAAUGAUGAAUAUGAUGUAAACAUGAGAAAAUUGUUUUUUGAAAUGGUAGUCUUCUCAAUAGAGUGUCUUAACUACUUUUGUUGGUUUUUGCCAUUUGUCAUGUCAGAUCAAUCCACUUUUUGUAACAUUCUAGAAGGGAAUCUUAUGAACAAUGCAUACCUAUGGUUUUGUAUUAUAUAAUCAUAUGGAUAAUCCCCUGACUGUCUUAGGAAGCUGAUUCACGGGGAGAAGAUUAUGACAGAGUAAAGUUGCUUGAGAUAUCUGCAGAGGAUGCUGAUAGAUUUGAGAGAAAGAGGAAAAAGAAGAACCCUGAUCAAGGUUUUUCAGGUACGCUAUUGAUUUUUAAAUUAUUUACAAGCAGUUCGGCAGUUUUAUGUACUUUGAAUUCAUAUAUGUUUUUCUUUCUUGAAAGGAGUCUAUACAAGAAUUUGCCUCUGCUAUGAAUCAGUUAUUCAAUAUAUUUUUCUAGGAGCGUGUGAACUAGUUCUAAUGCAUGAAGUGACUUAUCUGGCAGAAAAAUCUGAGAACUUUCUUGAGGAUAGCUUUUUCAUUUUUCUUUGGCAGAUUUUGCUGCAGCUCAAUACAGACAGUACCAACGCCUCACCAAGCAAAUGAAACCUUCAAAUGAAGAUUACAAAAAAGAGGUUGAGCAAAAGUAAGAGGAUGAUUGGUGUAGGGUUGCACGAUUGUUGUAAAAGCUCUAAUUUUUUCAUUUUCUGUGCAGAUCAAGGUGGUAAAGGUAUGAGUAAGUUUGAAUAUUCUAUUUGUGUUUCUUUGCAGUGUAGUUCUUAUUAAGUUAAUGAAGUACAUGCUAGUGAAAGAAGUGUAAGGCAGAUAACUCUCCUGUGGAAUGAAAGGUGUAUACCAAGAAAUCAAGUCUUGUUAAUUUGUUCAAACAACCAAAAAACCCCUUUCCCCUGUUUUUGCCAAAGACUUCUCGCUUACAUAUUGAAGUUUACUAAUGUUUGGCAUUUAAUUUUAACUUCAGUCAUGGUAUCUUAAAUAGUGAUGCUUUAUUGUUUUACUAUUUGCACUAAAAUAAAUAACCAUUCCUCUUCAGAGGGGAAGCCAUGUUUCCCACUGUAGAUGAUGUCAGCUAUGGAGGGCAAGGAAAAGUUCCAAAGGCUGCUGUAGACAGAAUGGUUGCAGACUUAGAAAAACAGUAAGUACAUGAUAUAAUUUUGACCAACAUUCAUCUUGAAAAGGUAGUGUCAUACAAAAUUACCUGUAAGAGUUUUUUUUAUUGUGUGGCUAUCUUUGCAAGCAGGUAAUAUAAUGUGAUUGCCAUGUUCUGAUUGGCUACCAAAUAUUUAGUUUAAUUCAUAAAAUUACACUUAUUAUUUAUUGCCUUUGGACCAUAAAAUUUCUGACAGAAUACUGCUACACAUCAUGUAUAUAUAACUUCAUAUAACUAUGUAACUUCAGAAGAUAAGAUACUUCUGCCACUAAUGUUAUGAGCUGUUUAGAAAAAAAAUAGAUAGUCAACCACCUGGUAGAAAGUCCCUCUCAGUCUAUUAAUUGAUAAUUAUGUUUCUUAUUUUUAUAUCACUGUCAUCAAGUUUUGUUUUUAGAGAGCAAUGUUGAUGCAUACUCCAUAGCAAUAGUUAGUGCUGGCUGAAUGUUUGGUGAACUUAACUCUUGAUCAAUUAGUGGGUGUUCAAGCCCUAUUUGGAUCAAUGUGUUGUGUUCUUGGGCAAGACACUUAAACCUCAAAGUGUCUCUCCCCUACUUUCACAAUGCCUCUCAUCACUUAGAAUUGUAAAUUAUAAAUUGGGAUCAGUGAUUGAGAGCCUAAUAGACUAGCAUCCUAUUUAGGAGUAAGCUGCAUGCACAGCAAUUGGAGCUAAUUUUCUCCAGAGAAUCAAUUUAACCUGCUUUUCAUGAUAUGCAUCUUUUUCCUUCUUGGACCUGACAGUUAAUCAAAACACCAUGUAAGCUUUUGCUGCUUUGGCUUAUCUGUAAACUUACAAUCCUCCAGACAUGGUUUGAUGCUACUCUGGUUUGCAGAUUCAAUGAAUGUAACCGAAGAAGUUAGGAGUGUUGAAAUGUUGGGUCUAUGAAUUGUAACUUCUUUGGUUACAUUCAUUAAAUCUGCAAACCAGAGUAGCAUCAAACCAUGUCUGAUUGUCCACCUGGUUGCCGUGUGAACUUUAAUAUAUUUUACAAUCCUCCUUUGAUCACAUUUGCAUACUUUCUGAAUUUCAGGAUUGACAAACGAGAAAAGUACAGCCGAAGAAGAGCUCACCUGGAUGAAGAAGAUAUAGAUUACAUCAAUGAACGCAAUAUGAAAUUCAACAAGAAACUGGCAAGAUUCUAUGACCCAUUCACUGCUGAAAUCAAACAGAACCUAGAAAGAGGCACUGCAAUUUAGGCAGUUAAUUGCUAAAUUCAUUAUCUUCUUUGAGAACUAAAUUUCAGAAAAAUGUAUGCAGCAGCUAGAAAGGAGAUCUGAAAAUCAGAUAUCAGUAGUAGAGGGUUGGUAGUUCAAGUGAUGUUUCAAUUCAGAGUGCAUGUGUUGUUUCAAUAUUUGGCUUUCAGUCACUCUUGAGAGAGCAGGAAUCUUAUAAAAAAAGUGACUUCCCAUUUAUUUUGUAGAAAAGUAGUGCUGGCAGUUGUACAGUGGACAUGGAAAUUAGGCAGGGGUCAAAACGUCAUUUUUUGUGAGAUUUUUAAAAGAUGUUUGGGUCAGCUGCAUGCGCAGAAGGUUAUAACAGAAUUGUGGUGUCAUUUAUUUUUGAGGUUAGUGUAUUUCAAGUUAAUGUUGCAUGAUUUAUGUUGUUGAUUAUUAAUUUACCAUUUAAGUGUAAAUGAUUUUUUUAUCAAACUUUCCCACAUACUGAAGUCAAUGUACUUGACCUUUAUGUUGCAUGAUUCACGUUUUUGGUUAUGUAAUUUACUGCUUAAGUAUGAGUGAUUUUUAUCAAACACUCCUUAUACUAUGGUAGUUAAGUUUGAAAACGUGGGUGAAAACUGGAUUCAGGCUUGCAUGUCCAUAUCCUUGGAUAUUUCCCACUGAAUGCACAACAAUCUCUUGUUUAAGGUCACCUUUAAUCACAUAGCAUUUCAACGUAAUAAUACAACAGACGACAAAUCCUGUGUCAAGUGAACACCCAUGGACCUUAGUAUAAGGUUUCCUCCUAGUAUAGAGUUUGGACUAUUAUGUUGAUGAGAUAAAUAUUAAUAGGUGAAAGAGAUUUCUUGAAUGAAUGGAGUAUAACCUUAAACUGUAAUCUAUAAAAAAAUAAAGCUUGAAUCUCUUAAUUAAAGAAAGGGCUUAAGUUCAGAGCACUUUGAUGGUUUUCUACUAAAAACAAGUCUGUGUUUUGAUAAAUAAUAGACUGUUACAGGACUUGAGUUGUUGUCUGCUUGAUGCAAGGUGUGCACUUGAUAGAGUCUGCAGUGCAGGUUUUACUGUAUUACUUUCUCAACAAACUUGCAAGGACUUUAAUCUAUGGUCAACUCAAGUCCAUCUUGUGGAUAGAUAAACAUGUAACUUACACCUUUGAGGUCAGAGAUGAAAUGAGAUAUUCAAAAAGAAAACUUUUAAUUCGCAUCGAACAAGCUGAUCUUUAAAACGGAAGAUUAAUGAUGAAUUGAAGUUCAAAGUAAAAGGUUAGACCUUGACAACAGUUAAAUACUGUUGGUUUUCCUUGUUUUCCUGAAAGUUUUAGGGGGGCCGCAGGUUUUUAUGAUUGCUCCUCAGUUAAGUCCAACAUCUUUAUAUCAUUCCAUUUUCAUGGUAAGUAUGGCAUUAAUUUGUGCAUAAUUUACAUCACUGACUGAGAUAUGUAAUGACGCACACUCACCUAUGCGAUCAAGUGAUUAAACUAGCG
This is a messenger RNA of Pocillopora meandrina, 4945 nucleotides long. The record is from the annotation of a GenBank genome assembly. NCBI's taxonomy places the organism in Eukaryota, Metazoa, Cnidaria, Anthozoa, Scleractinia, Pocilloporidae.